GUCCAUAUCUUGAGUGACUGACCCUUGCUGCUGAUUGGCCACAUCUCCCUCAUGCCGCUUGGACUAGGCCGUCGGAAGAAGGCCCCACCACUGGUGGAGAAUGAAGAAGCUGAGCCCAUUCGCAGUGGCCUGGGUGGGGUGGGGGUGGGCAGUGCGGGAGGGGUGGCAGCACUUCAGCCCGGCCUUCCUCCCCCCCCAGCCAGCCUCCGUCCUCGCCUGGUGUUCCACACCCAGCUUGCCCACGGAAGCCCCACUGGACGGAUUGAGGGCUUCACCAAUGUCAAGGAACUGUACAACAAGAUUGCGGAGGCCUUUAAAAUCUCAUCAGUUGAGGUGAUGUUCUGUACCUUAAAUACCCACAAAGUGGAUAUGGACAAGUUGUUGGGUGGCCAGAUUGGCCUCGAGGAUUUCAUCUUUGCCCACACAAAGGGUCAGAGGAAGGAAGUCGAGGUGUUCAAAUCUGAGGAGGCCCUGGGCUUGACCAUCACAGACAAUGGUGCUGGCUAUGCUUUCAUCAAGAGAAUCAAGGAAGGGAGUGUUAUUGACCGGAUCCAAGUCAUCAAUGUGGGGGACAUGAUUGAAUCCAUCAAUGGUCAGAGCCUUAUCGGCUGCCGGCAUUAUGAGGUCGCCAAAAUGCUCAAGGAUUUGCCCAAAGGCCGUACUUUCACACUGAAGCUUACGGAGCCCCGGAAGGCUUUUGAUAUGAUCAGUCAGAGGUCUGCAGGAGGCAAACACAGUGGAAGCGCUCAGCUUGGCACAGGAAGGGGCACUCUGCGGCUACGGGCCAAGGGACCAGCCACUGUGGAGGAACAGCCAUCGGCAUUUGAGGAAAAGGCCAUUGAGAAAGUUGAUGAUCUUCUGGAGAGCUACAUGGGCAUUCGUGAUACGGAGCUGGCUGCUACCAUGGUGGAGCUGGGCAAGGACAAGCAGAAUCCGGAUGAAUUUGCUGAAGCCCUGGAUGAGCAGCUGGGUGACUUUGCCUUUCCCGACGAGUUUGUCUUUGAUGUCUGGGGAGCCAUUGGCGACGCCAAGGUUGGGCGCUACUAGGACUCUUGUGCUCUGCUGGACCCUGCAGGCAGGACCAUAGGGCGGGCUGCUGGUAGGCAGGCCUGGCACAUCCCAGCAUCCUCCCCUCAAUACUGGGCCACCCACCUCUUCUCCGUCGGGGCUGGAGAAGUCCUAGAGCAAUAAGUGACUGGAGUGUAAUGUGAACAAGGGGCAGAAUCGCUGCUGCUGCUGCUUCCUCCCACUUUUCUCGGCACAGAGAGUCCCUCAGACCUGAGUGCAGCCAGCCAGAAGCCCAUACUGUCAGUUCCUUUGUCCAGUCCAAGGGCCGCCACCCGGCUCCCACAGUUUGCUCCUUUUGGGGAGGUGCAGCUGCUCCUAGAUGAUUUCUGAGCCUCGCCUUGCAAGAGGGAGAGC
Molecule: messenger RNA, 1422 nt
Organism: Elgaria multicarinata webbii
Lineage: Eukaryota; Metazoa; Chordata; Lepidosauria; Squamata; Anguidae
Gene: GIPC1
Product: GIPC PDZ domain containing family member 1
Exons: 6
Coding region: 52-1047 (331 amino acids)
Molecular function (GO): protein binding
Source: RefSeq, a predicted model, not a curated record